UCAACAUUUGACGACUGAGAACAAAUAUUUGAACCAACCACAGGGCUUCUUCUCCAGAUCUGUUGAAAUGGCUGAUGUGUUCAGGGGCCUGAACCUCCUUGAGACCCUGAAAGAGUCCAUAGAGAGCAAUAAGUUAUCAGAUGUGAAGGAUACAGUGGAAGAUCUCCUGAUCAGCAGGAUCAAUUUAGCUGUGGUGGGGGACCGUGGGGAUGAAAAAGCCACCUUUAUGAACUCCCUUCGUGGCCUCGGCCCUGGGGAUGAUGGAGCAGCUCCGUCUCCAUCCCCUGUUGCCCCAGAGGAAGUGGCAGGCUACCCUAACCCUAAACACCCUGACUUCCGCCUGUGGGAUCUGCCACCGGUCCCAUCCACCUCUCCAUUUGAACCCGAGGGAUACAUGGAUAGAGUCAAGUUCCUCCGCUACAAUGCCGUCUUCAUGACAUUCACACAAACACCCCACCCCAACAGUGUGGAGGUGUUCCUGGAGGCCCGUUCACUGCAGCAACAAACCGUGUACUUUAUACUCUUAGCCUUAGCAAAAGACACAGACAAAAGCCUAGAAGAAAAAAGGAAAGCCAGUCUGGAAGUGCUGACAUCACAAGGUGUGGUACAACCUAAGGUCUACCUGGUGAGCCCUUCCACUCUGGAGAAGUUGGACUUCCCUGGCCUGUUGGAGGACAUGGGAAGAGACCUUCCAGAGAUCCGGGCCCACGCACUACUCUUGGCUCUACCGACGCUGACCUCCAACCUGGUCAUUCAGAAAAAGGAGGCAUUCAAAGCACUAGUGUGGGCAGCUGCCUCUCUGUCUGGCGGGGUGUCAGCUAUUCCUGUUCCCUUUGUGGCCUCCAUGGUGGAUUCAAGCAUAGCAGUGCGGAUUCUAACCAAAACACAGUUAUCUCUGUGCCUGGACAAUGAAUCGGUUGAGCGACUGGCCCGACAGCGAGGCAUGGAACCCAUGAGCCUUAAAGGGCUGCGAACUUGUGUGCUGUCAGUGGAGGUCACCAAAGGAGAAGUAAAAAAGCGGCUGGCGGCGGCAGAAAAGGACUUAGCCACAGCUUCGUCAAAGCUAGUGGAGAUGGCGAUGCCCAGACAUGCCCGCUCCGUCAGCCGCUCCUUCACUGCCAUGCUGCAAGCCUUAAAUGGCGCCAUUGAUGAAAUGGCGGCUGAUGCUGAGAAGAUAGUGAAUGCUGCUCUUGGGGAGGGGAAGUGAAGUCAAACAUUUUACUGUUGGUUAAUGUUUCCUGUUUAUGUAUGGUUUAACUUAACUUUGAUGUUUUGGGCUUUAAGAAAUGCACUAUUUCUACAAUACCUCAAAUCUUUUUGUACAUUUUCUGUCUUUAUGAUAAGUUUG
Molecule: messenger RNA, 1348 nt
Organism: Chelmon rostratus (copperband butterflyfish)
Lineage: Eukaryota; Metazoa; Chordata; Actinopteri; Chaetodontiformes; Chaetodontidae
Gene: irgq2
Product: immunity-related GTPase family, q2
Exons: 2
Coding region: 68-1207 (379 amino acids)
Cellular component (GO): membrane
Molecular function (GO): GTP binding
Source: RefSeq, a predicted model, not a curated record